AUGAAUGACAUGGAGAUCUUGAACAACAUCCUGGAGCGGCACGGAUGGUAUCCACAGGACAAGGGUGCUGGCGGAAAUUGCCUCUUCCUGUCCAUGGCCCCUCAAGUUGAGCCAGAAGACCUGAGAGAUGUGCACCUGAGGUCGGUGCGGUGGGAGGAGGCUUUGGGGAGUGAUCUUGCCGACCAAUGGAAGGACUUGCAGAUUCUGCAGCGGGCCAACAUUCUUCGGCAGAUGGCAAUCCUGGAUGAGGCUGAGUUCCUAGAAGAGUUGCAAGCCUUGGGCAGUGGAGAACUGCCACCAGAAGCAGAGUGGCGCAUGCGAGAGCUUUACACAGACAUGUUGGAGGAGUUCGUGAGCUCCAAUAAGCAUGGUCUUGGAGAUGGUGUGAUGGGGUGGGAUCUGCAGGGCGUCUACAAGAGAGUGCGAAAGCUUCUUUCGGAGUAUGAGAGGGACCAGGUUCGUGAGUUUGUUCUCAAGCACGGGGCCGAGUACAUGCAGAUCACCGGCAGACAAGGAAACUGGGCGGGUAGUUCAGAAAUGGCUGCUUUGUCCAGUGUGCUGAGGCGGCCAGUCCUUGCCUAUGGCAACAACAGGGCCAGCUCACGGGCGCAACACGGCAUUUGCGAGACAGCUCGCCGCAAUGGGAUUUUCUUGGACCCACAGGUUGUUUGCUUUGCCAAGGUUCGCAGAACAGGAGAUGCAAGUGUGGUUGCCCAAAUGCAGGCCUUGAGCAGCGCCCGAGAGUGGCAAGCUGCAGUGGAUUUACUUCGGGAGGUCGGCUUCCGGAGAGUGAGGUCGAGCCUGAUUCUGCACAAUAUGCUCUUGACAGCUUUGGGUUCAGACUCAGGUCUGGCUACUUGGUCUCACGCCUUCGGGAUUUUCAAAAUCCUUCGAAUACAAAGCAUUCGGGCAGGCGUGGUGACAUACAACACUUUGGGAAACGGCUUGGAGAAGCAGGGCCAGGCUAGUGAAUGUUGGAUGAAGGCCCUUGGCAUCGCAGACAUGGCAAAAUCCCAUGGAGUGCGACGGGAUGCAUUCUCAUGGAGCAAUAUUGCAAACUCAUUUCGCUCUAAGACAGGGUGGAAUGGUGCCCUAAACCUCUUGCAGGAGGUGAAGGAUGUGGGAAUGGAACUGCAUUUGUUUACCAGUAGUGCUGCCAUCGCAGCGGCCGAGAAGAUCAGCCGGUGGCAAGAAGCUUUUGAUUUGUCGACAUGGAUCGCAUCUGAAGAUCUUCAGCUUGACAUUGUGUCACACUGUUCCGUCAUUAGUUCCUGUUCUGGUGGCCAGAAGUGGACCAACGCCCUCCUCAUGUCGCAGCAACACAGCUCCAUGGUGAUACGAAAUGCUGCCUUAAGCGCUUGUGAGCGAGCGAGACGGUGGGAGAGGACCUGCCUCAUGUUGGAGCAGGCAAUGGCAGCGUCGAUUCGCCCAACCUCCGUGUCUUUCAAUGCUGCCUUAUCAUCUUGUGAAAAGGUUCAGCACUGGGAUUUGUCUUUUGGCCUUCUUGCAGCGAUGCAAAAGAGAAGCGUCAAAGCAAGCUUGGUGACGCUCAAUGCUGUCCUUAGCAACACUGAACGGGCUCAAAAGUGGGAGCAGGCAUUGCAGUUCUUGUCUAUGGCUUGGCAAUUGGUGCCGGACCAGAUUAGUUUCAACGCAGCCAUCAGUGCUCAGGAGAAGUGCGGAAACUGGGAGUGGGCUUUCAUGACCUUAGAUAUGAUGAAGUCAGCCCGAUGCCCUGCCGACAUCAUCUCCGUUUCCUCUGCAGUGAGCGCUUUGGAUAUUGCCAGUCGGUGGGCAACGGCUCUAUUCCUUAGCACCAAUCAGAUGGUGGCACCCAAUGUGAUAUCCUGUACUGCUGGAAUGCAUUCAUGUGCGGCAUCUAUGGGCUGGCAGCACGUUCUCAGUCUGAUGAUCUUUAUGCAGAUGACACUGGUGCAGCAGAACUGUGUGACUUUGCAUGCAGCUUUGAUGGCAGCUGAACAUAUACAACCUCAAGCAGGUGUUCUGCAGCUUGCCAACGACAUGGCCAUAUCGGCUGGAGGAACCAUGGCGCAGAGCCAUGGCUAUCUCUCCUCCAUUGGACUUGAUCCCGUGAAUGUUGCGACUUCAUCCUUGAUACCUCCUGAAGAGAAGGAAGCUCAGGGAACCAAUGGUUCUUCAGCACCUUCUCGCGCAAAGAAGACAGGUGCCCAGGGUCCAGGAAGAGGAGAGUUCACAACCGCCCAGGAAGUCCGAGACAGCUUUGUCAAGUUCUUCCAGGGAAAGGUGCACGAUUUUGUGCCUUCCUCCCCGGUGGUGCCGCACAACGAUCCAACCCUGUUGUUCAUCAAUGCAGGUAUGAACCAGUUCAAGCCGAUCUUUGUUGGACAAGUUGAUCCCAGCCAUCCCUUUGCCAAGCUGAAGCGUGCAGCAAACUCGCAAAAGUGCAUUCGUGCAGGUGGAAAGCACAACGACCUGGAAGAUGUUGGGAAAGAUGUCUACCACCACACCUUCUUUGAGAUGCUUGGCAAUUGGUCCUUUGGAGAUUAUUUCAAAGAGGAGGCCAUUACUUGGGCAUGGGAAUUGCUGACGAAGGUCUACCACCUGGACCCCGAACGGCUCUAUGCAACCUACUAUGGCGGUGACCCAAAGCAGCCAACUGUUCCUGCAGAUGAGGAGGCAAAGAACAUUUGGUUGAGGUAUUUGCCUGAAUCACGCAUUCUCCCCUUCAACAUGAAGGACAACUUCUGGGAGAUGGGUGAUACUGGUCCAUGUGGACCGUGCUCAGAGAUUCACUAUGAUCGAAUUGGAGGCAGAGAUGCAGCACAUUUGGUGAAUAUGGAUGAUCCGGAUGUGCUGGAAAUCUGGAACCUGGUCUUCAUGCAGUUCGAACGAAAAGAGGGCGGCAGCUUGAUUGAGCUUCCAGCGAAGAGCGUGGACACUGGCAUGGGCCUGGAGCGAGUGACUUCUGUGCUCCUUGAUGUUCGCAGCAACUACGACACAGAUUUGUUCAAGAUUAUCUUCAAAGCCAUUCAGGAGAAGACCGGCACCACCAAGCCCUACACGGGCAAAGUGGGUGAAGAGGAUAAGGACCACGUUGACAUGGCUUAUCGUGUCAUUGCUGAUCACAUCCGAACCCUUACGAUUGCACUGACGGAUGGUGCCACUCCAUCCAAUGAAGGCCGUGGCUACGUCCUGCGCCGUAUCCUGCGUCGUGCGGUGCGCUUCGGUCGGGAGAUCCUGGAUGCGCCACCGGGAUUCUUCCAUCAGUUGGUGGACUCGGUGCUGGAGACGUUGGGUGAUGCCUUCCCAACUUUGAAGCAAAAUCCUGAAGAUGUCAGGGCAAUCAUCAAGGAGGAAGAGGCACAAUUUGGCAGGACCUUGGAUCGUGGCAUCAAACAGUUCAAGACCUUUGCGAAGAAAGGAAAUAUCACUGGGGAGGAUGCCUUUUUGCUAUUUACCACCUAUGGCUUUCCAGUUGAUCUAACCCAGUUGAUGGGUGAAGAACUGAAGGUGGAGGUUGACAUGCCUGGCUUCGAAAAGAAGAUGGCGGAAUUCAGGGAAGAUUCCAAGAAGAAGAAAUCUGCAAGGACUACCAAGGACAUGGAACUCAAAGCCAACGAAACGGACAAGCUCAUCAAAGGCAUGAAGCUGAAGCCAACGGACGACACGAUCAAAUAUGACUGGAACACCGAGGGUGAUGGAAGUGAAUUCACUGCCAAGAUCCAAGCGAUCUAUGAUGGCCAGGAGUUCGUGCAGAGCUGCAACAGUGGUUCCGACGUUGUCGGCCUUGUGCUGGACAAAACUCCACUUUAUGCAGAACAAGGAGGUCAAAUCUUCGACAAGGCCACAGUGACGUGCAAUGGUGUCGAGUUCACCGUGGACAAUGCUCAGAAAUAUGCUGGCUACGUCCUUCACAUUGGUCAAGUGGACACAAAGGGAGAGUUGAAGGUUGGCGACAAUGUCACCAUCAAGGUGGACUACACCCGGCGUUCGCUGGUGGCAAAGAACCACACUGCAACCCACAUCCUGAACUACGCGUUGCGGCAAGUUCUGGGCGAAAAGGUGGAUCAGAAAGGUUCCCUGGUCACCGAGGACAAGCUGCGCUUUGACUUCUCUCAUGGCAAGCCUGUAGAAGUGAAGGAACUGAGGAAAAUCGAGGAGAUCUGCAACGACAUGAUCCACAAGUCCUGUGUGGUGCACUUCCGCGAUGUGGCCCUCGAUACUGCGAAGGCCAUCACAGGUCUCAGAGCAGUAUUUGGUGAAACUUAUCCGGAUCCUGUCCGUGUGGUGAGUGUUGGCCCGAAGAUUGAUGAUCUCCUGACCGACAAGACCACACCAUGGGGAAUGCAGACCAGUAUAGAAUUCUGUGGUGGCACUCACGUCACCAACAGCAAGGAAAUUUACAAGUUUGUCCUCUUGCAGGAAGAGGGAAUUGCCAAAGGCAUUCGAAGAAUAGUAGCAGUCACAGGACCACAGGCAGCAGUGGAAGCAACGCUUAAAGCGAAGACUCUCAGUGUGGACUUUGAUGGCUUCAAGGGUAUGUCUCCUGGCAACGAGCUCGACAAGUGCAUUGGUGACCUCAGGAAAAAGGUCACAGAGGACAAGGAGGUCUCACUCCUCAUGAAGAAUGACAUCAUCACAGAACUGGAGGGAUUGGCGAAGGGCUCAUUGAAGGCAGGGAAGGAGCAGACCAAGAAAUUCGAAGGCAAAGCCAAGGAGGAUGGUGAGAAGCUGGGCAAAGAAGCCGCAGCGGCAUCCGGCAACACCUUCGUGGGCGUGGUCGAGGCUGGUGCUGGCUGCGACGAUGCCAAGGUUCUCACGCCAGCGAUGGACGCAGCGACCAAGCAGUGCUCUGACAAGGCUAUCAUGCUGAUGAGCAACAUGGGUGGCAAGCUAGCAAUCCUGGCGGUGGUGCCCAAAGCUUUGACCGGAAAAGUGUCAGCAAAGGCAUGGUCCUCAAAGGUGUUGGAUGCCAUUGGUGGCAAAGGUGGUGGUAAGGAUGACAAAGCUCAAGGGCAAGGUGAUGCAUCGAAAUUGGCGGAAGCGCUUGCGGCAGCGAAGUUUUGGAGAAACUCUGCCAGUCGCUUUCGCUUCCUGGGAUACCUCCCCGUCACACAGGAUGAAGUCAAGGUCAAGUUGCUGGAGGCUACCAAGGGAGCGUCAGAGAUCUUUAGAGAAAUUCAUGUAGUCGUGACAGACUUCAGCAUUUGCUUGAGACCAGGGGUGGUGCUAUUAGAGUCUUCCAAGUGCGUGGCGGUGGGCUUCUUGAUUCACUGCAAAGAGCUGAAGGAGCGUGGUAAUCGAAGACUGGCUGGUGGUGAUAGUGCAGGUGCGCUGAGCCUUUACUUCGAGGCUUUGCAAGAAGUCGAAAGUGCCGAGAGUGAUGAAGGGCCGGAGCUUGCACAACUUGCAGCAAUCCUACAUUCAAACAGUGCGCAGGCACUGAUGAAGCAAAGAAAAUGGUUUGAGGCGAUAGACCAAUGCCAUGCUGCAUUGCGUUUUGAUCCCGCCCAUACCAAGUCUUCAUGGCGAGGGGCAACUUCUGCAAUAGAGGUGGGCAUGCACGAUGUUGCCGUUGCCUUUGUCGAGGCUGGAUUGGAAGAGAACGUAACCUCCCAGGAGCUACUGGAGUUGCGCAAAAGGUUGGGACCACUGCCAGAUGUUGACCUGCAGAGAGAUGACAGUGAUGAUCAUUCCCUUUCUCCUUCGAAGUGGCGCUUGCCCUUGGAAGAGGACAAGGCUGCAGAGAAGGCUCGCAUCCCCAAGAAAACGCAUGCUGGCAAAGAGAAAGGAGACUGA
Molecule: messenger RNA, 5781 nt
Organism: Cladocopium goreaui
Lineage: Eukaryota; Dinophyceae; Suessiales; Symbiodiniaceae
Source: the annotation of a GenBank genome assembly